Messenger RNA from Aedes albopictus (Asian tiger mosquito), 1321 nucleotides. Its product is annotated as ras-related protein Rab-27A. The coding region runs from base 215 to 889 and encodes 224 amino acids. The transcript has 3 exons. NCBI's taxonomy places the organism in Eukaryota, Metazoa, Arthropoda, Insecta, Diptera, Culicidae. Gene Ontology annotation, biological process: neurotransmitter receptor transport to postsynaptic membrane; protein localization to plasma membrane; cilium assembly. Gene Ontology annotation, molecular function: GTP binding; GTPase activity. Gene Ontology annotation, cellular component: synaptic vesicle; endosome; trans-Golgi network transport vesicle. The record is from RefSeq and is a predicted model, not a curated record.
UCAGUUUCAGUUGCUGUCGAGCAGCGAUUCGGUGCGGUCGUUUUCGUGGUUGGUGCGAAAAAAGUUGCAAAGUGUAACGAACGUGGUCACGUUUCAGCUUGGGAACAGGUGUUCGGUGGUGAUAAAAGCUAUCAUACUCGGAGGAGGACGACGACCGGUUCUUCCUUCAACCGAGGAGGGAACUGAACGCGUUCGAGUUCCACGUGGGUUCAGCAUGGCGUCGACAGCGAUAGAUUACGACUACCUUAUCAAAUUCCUGACCAUCGGCGACUCGGGCGUUGGGAAGACGAGCUUCCUCUAUCAGUACACAGACGGCGUGUUUCACACCAAAUUCAUUUCGACGGUGGGGAUCGACUUCCGCGAGAAACGUGUGCUGUACAACUCGAACGGCAUCAACCACCGGAUACACCUGCAACUCUGGGACACGGCCGGCCAGGAGCGGUUCCGCAGCCUGACCACGGCCUUCUACCGGGACUCGAUGGGCUUCAUCCUCAUCUUCGACAUCACCAACGAGCAGAGCUUCCUGGACGUGCAGAGUUGGAUGGAACAGCUCAAGCAGCACGCCUACUGCGAGGACCCGGACAUCGUACUGUGCGGCAACAAGGCCGACUUGGAUCACAAGCGGGUGAUCAGCGAAACGAGAGCCCAGAGCUUGGCCGAAAAGUACCAGAUCGAGUACAUUGAGACGAGUGCGUUCACCGGGCACAAUGUGGCGGCCGCCGUGGAACUGCUGCUGAACAAGGUGAUGAAACGGAUCGAAACCAUCGUGCUGAGCUCGACGAUACAGGCCCGGAGGGGCGUUCCGAAGCUGUUUGUCGACACGAAAGACCCCCCGGUCAAGCUGGAAGGGGCGAACGGGACGGACAAACCGUCCGGAUGCCGAUGUUAGACGACCAAGGGGUGGGGAAGGCGAUUGUUUUGUAUGGUGAGCAACUUUUGUGAAUCUCUCAAGGGACGAACCGUAGACAAAUUUUGACUUUUGAAACAAGAACUUUUAUACGAGAAACUCAGCGAACGCUAGCGAUCGCUGGCUACGCUGAUCGUUUGUUAAGAAACUUUGUGAAUUGUUAUAAACAGAUUAAUGUUGGAUUUUUGUUUGUUCGUGAAACGAGAACCAAAAAACCGAGCUGCUUCGAUGCCAACUGUUGGUGUUUGUAUUGUGACAAAACGUGCGUGUCGAAAAGUUAGAAACCACAAAAUUGUGAAUACGACAAUAUGCAUUUAAAAUGAAGAGAACCGAAACCAGUAUUGUGAAUGUUGACUUCGUAGUUGAUGUAUAUUAAGACAAAUGUUAUGGUAAUACGAUGUCUGUCAGAUUUUA